Molecule: messenger RNA, 4989 nt
Organism: Balaenoptera acutorostrata (minke whale)
Lineage: Eukaryota; Metazoa; Chordata; Mammalia; Artiodactyla; Balaenopteridae
Gene: CEP120
Product: centrosomal protein 120
Exons: 20
Coding region: 397-3360 (987 amino acids)
Biological process (GO): positive regulation of centriole elongation; interkinetic nuclear migration; centrosome cycle
Cellular component (GO): centrosome; centriole
Source: RefSeq, a predicted model, not a curated record
CCUCCAGCCUCGCCCGGGCUGUGGGCCUGCGGGCCUGGUUGCUAGGUGGAAGCGGGGCGCGGCGUUGGCCGCGGCGGCUACCCGGGCGUUUAAAAAGCUACUACGCAGGCGGCAAAAGGUCCUCAGGCGGCGCACUCGCGUCUGCCUGGAAGCAGGCCGGGCCGGGUGGCCGAGCGGCUUUUGAGUCGGGGCCGGGUUGCGGGUGGACUGGCGGCCCGGGGCCGGGGAGCCGGGCGCGCUGCAGGCGGACCGCAGAGCGUGGUCCGGGUGUCCCGGGCCGCAGGCGGGUGGCGGGAGCCUCGGCGGGAGUCCAGCCGGGGGUCGCGGGCUGCCAGCCACUCACCCGGGCUCCUCUUCCUCCCAGCAGACCCCGCCUGCGGGCCGCCGACCGCGACCAUGGUCUCCAAGUCCGACCAACUGCUCAUCGUCGUGUCCAUCCUAGAAGGUCGCCAUUUCCCCAAACGUCCAAAACAUAUGCUUGUAGUAGAAGCAAAGUUUGAUGGAGAACAGUUGGCUACUGAUCCUGUGGACCAUACUGACCACCCAGAAUUUGCUACUGAGUUAGCCUGGGAAAUUGACAGGAAAGCCCUUCAUCAGCACAGGCUACAGCGUACUCCUAUCAAACUCCAUUGUUUUGCCUUGGAUCCUUUAUCUUCAUCCAGGGAAACUAUAGGUUACAUUGUUCUAGACCUAAGAACUGCUCAAGAAACAAAGCAGGCACCAAAAUGGUACCAGUUGCUGAGUAAUAAAUACACCAAGUUCAAGUCUGAGAUACAGAUAAGCAUUGCUUUGGAAACAGAUACAAAGGCACCAGUGGAUAGUUUUAAAGCAAAGGGAGCCCCUCCUCGAGAUGGAAGAGUACCCGCCAGCCUGUCUGGACUUGACGCAAAGGACAUUGUGGCGGUGCUGAAUGAGGAGGGAGGCUAUCAUCAGAUCGGACCAGCAGAGUAUUGUACUGACUUCUUCGUGAUGUCCGUGACCAUAGCAUUCGCCACCCAGUUGGAGCAGUUAAUUCCAUGUACCAUGAAACUUCCAGAAAGACGGCCUCAGUUUUUCUUUUACUAUUCUUUACUGGGAAAUGAUGUUACAAAUGAACCCUUCAGUGAUUUGAUCAACCCAGACUUUGAGCCAGAGAGAGCAUCUGUUCGAAUACGUAGCAGUAUAGAAAUUCUUCGUGUUUACCUGGCUCUUCAGUCUAAACUACAGAUCCACCUCUGCUGUGGAGACCAGUCACUUGGAAGUACAGAAAUACCCUUAACCGGACUACUGAAAAAGGGUAGUACAGAAAUCAACCAUCGCCCAGUCACAGUUGAAGGUGCUUUUACUCUUGACCCUCCAAACCGAGCCAAACAAAAGCUUGCACCUGUUCCUGUGGAUUUGGCCCCCACUGUGGGAGUGUCUGUGGCUCUGCAGAGAGAAGGCAUAGAUGCCCAGUCUUUAAUUGAAUUAAAGACCCAGAAUGAACAUGAGCCACACCAUUCAAAGAAGACAGUUUUCACCCCCACAAAGGAGAAGACACACACUGGGCCCAAGUCUCCACGCGUGUCCCCUGUUCCACCUCACAGUCAGUCACCUCCAACAAGAGACGACGCAACAGAAAGUGAAGUGGAAAGCUUACAGUAUGAUAAGGACACAAAACCCAAUCCAAAGGCUGUCAAUUCUUCUGAACCUGCUUUACUGGCCCAGCCAGUGACUACAUCCAUUGCUUCAGGAACAGCUUCAGGACAGAAAAUUGCUGUUCCUGCAACAUCACAUCAUUUUUGCUUUUCAAUAGACUUAAGGAGUAUCCGUGAUUUGGAAGUUGGUUUUCCAGUCAACUGUAUAUUAAGGUACUCAUAUCCUUUCUUCGGAAGUGCAGCUCCUAUUAUGACUAAUCCUCCUAUAGAAGUUCGGAAGAACAUGGAAGUUUUUCUUCCCCAAUCUUACUGUGCAUUUGAUUUUGCAACUAUGCCUCAUCAGCUGCAGGAUACCUUCCUAAGGAUUCCAUUGCUGGUUGAAUUAUGGCACAAGGAUAAAAUGAGUAAAGAUUUACUUCUGGGAAUUGCCAGAAUCCAACUUUCUAACAUCUUGUCUUCAGAAAAAACUCGCUUUUUAGGUUCUAAUGGUGAACAGUGUUGGCGACAAACUUUCAGUGAAAGCGUGCCUAUUAUAGCAGCACAAGGGUCAAAUAACAGGAUAGUAGAUCUUUCUUACACAGUGACUUUAGAAGAUUACGGACUAGUGAAAAUGCGUGAGAUUUUUGUGUCUGAUUCAUCUCAGGGUUUAUCUGCUGUACAACAAAAGCCAUCUUCUGUUCCUCCAGCACCUUGUCCUUCAGAAAUCCAGACAGAGCCUCGUGAAACCUUAGAAUACAAAGCAGCACUUGAGCUAGAAAUGUGGAAAGAGAUGCAGGAAGACAUUUUUGAAAAUCAGCUAAAGCAGAAAGAACUGGCUCAUAUGCAAGCUCUUGCAGAGGAAUGGAAGAAAAGGGACCGAGAAAGGGAAUCACUAGUAAAGAAAAAGGUUGCUGAAUAUACUAUUCUCGAAGGAAAACUUCAAAAAACCCUAGUUGACUUGGAGAAGCGAGAGCAGCAGCUGGCCAUUGCAGAAUCAGAGCUUCAGAGAGAAAGAAGGGAACUGAAAUCAGAACGUGAACGGAACCUGCAAGAACUCCAGGACUCUGUCCGUAGGGCCAAAGAAGAUUGUGUUCACCAAAUAGAGCUAGAAAGGUUGAAGAUGAAGCAACUAGAAGAGGAUAAACACCGACUUCAGCAACAGCUCAAUGAUGCUGAAAAUAAGUAUAAGAUUUUGGAAAAAGAGUUCCAUCAGUUCAAGGAUCAGCAAAGCAGCAAACCAGAAAUUCGGCUACAGUCUGAAAUAAAUCUUCUCACUUUGGAAAAGGUUGAACUUGAAAGAAAGUUGGAAUCCGCAACUAAGUCUAAGCUGCAUUACAAGCAGCAGUGGGGACGAGCUUUGAAAGAACUUGCCAGACUUAAACAGCGGGAGCAAGAAAGUCAAAUGGCUCGUCUUAAAAAACAGCAAGAAGAGUUGGAACAGAUGAGACUACGUUACUUGGCUGCUGAGGAAAAAGAUACAGUAAACACCGAGAGACAAGAAUUGUUGGAUAUAAGAAAUGAACUGAACAGGUUAAGGCAACAAGAACAAAAACAGUACCAGGAUUCCAGAGAAAUUGCAAGUGGAAAAAUGGAUGGCCCACAUGGCAGUGCAUUGGAAGAAGGUUUGGAUGAUUAUUUGACUCGCCUCAUAGAAGAAAGGGAUACUUUGAUGAGGACGGGUGUGUAUAAUCAUGAGGAUCGAAUAAUAAGUGAACUUGACCGACAGAUCGGAGAGAUUUUGGCAAAAAACAAUGCCAGUAAUUAAUAACAUUUGGAAAAUCUUUACAGAGACUCCAGGUCUAAAUUUUAAUUUCAUAGUAAAGCCCUCAAAAGAAGGGAAAAUGGAUGUUUUACAAUGCAAUUUUCAGUUUUUUAUAAGCAAAAUUUUGUAUGUUAUUGUAUAGUAUUUAUUCGAUUUUAUUUACUUUAUGCUACCUCUCCCACUCUGGUUUAUUUGUAAUUGCAUUUUAUAUUCUCAUUUUUAAUGACUUCAGUGUUUCUCAUAAUUUAUAAUUUCAUGGGUAACUUUCAAAACAGCUUUUCACUAAAUUUGUUCUCAGAGAAAUGACUGUAGUAAUUUCCAGUUACAUAAUUUUUUAUGUUGAGCCAAAAGAGUAUAUGUUGCACUUUAAAAAUGCUGUCCUGUUCAUUUGAAUAGAGGUAUCUUAAAAGUUGAGACCACUUGCAAAUGCAACUAGUUUUAUUUAAUUCAUUUUAGAUGAGCUGUCUUUUUUAACUUGUAACAUUUGCAGGUGACAAGUUCGCAAACAGAAAGCAGGAUCAGUGCAGAGAAGCCAUAUGUGAUCUAUUGAGUGACAAAUUAGUCAUUUAUUUAAAUAAAGUUAAUACAGAUUAAACUUGUUUCAACAGCUAUUGAAUUUUCAAAUUUUUAGUAUACUCUUAACUUUUAAGAAUAUGAAGUAAUAGCUUAGUAAGUUUCCUCUGUCAGUCUCCUGCUCAAGAUUGCAUUGUUUUCUUUUGUUAAAAAUAGAGAUUUCAUUUUCCAGUAAUAGUAAUACUAGUUGUUAAUGUAAACCCUCUGUAAUAAAACAUGGAAACAGACGCAUAAACGCUUUAGCUAAGAAAGUAGAGUGAAAACCUACUAUUUUUGACUCCCCCUGAGUUUAAUCAGUCUUUUACAAAAGAACAUGAGAUUAAGUCAUUGGAUUUAUGUAGUGCCAUGUCAGUAUAAAUUUUUAAGAAUUCCUUUACAUCGUAUUCUUCAGAGCCAACAUUUGCCCUCAAAGCAACACUUUCCACUUCCUUUUACAGGGUACUAAAAAGGUUUGAUUAGCAAAUUCACAGAUUAGGUGAGCUUUGAAAUAUAUGUAGUUUAAAAUUUCUUAUUCCCAAAUAUAAUAAAUUUUAAGUAUAUACUUUAGGAAAUGUAUACUAUUUACUGAUAACUUCCACAAAAGCAGAAUAGGCUAUUUGGUGACACUAAAUUUUCUGUUGUUUUCAAGGUGGUAUAUUUCUUGUUUGGGAAAUUAAAGUCCCUACAUGCUUUAUAUGUUUUUUCCUCCCCCCUUGUUAACAAGUAUUAAUCUGAAAACAACCCAACAGUAAAUAGAGAAAUUACUGAGAGAAUAAUGAAUAUGUGAAUUAUAGCAAGAAUGUGAAGUAUUAAUUAUGGCUAGACAUUUUCUCUCAUUGAUUUUUGUGCCACAUGAAUGGAACAGAAGUAUUCUUUUUAUUUGGGAAGGUCUCGGGUAAAUAUUGUGACUGUGCCUUCAAUUGCACUGUGUGCUGCAUGUGACUGUUUUCAAACGCUAGAGGGGGCCUUAGAUUUAAAGAAACAAAAAGGACGUUUCUAAAAUGGAUGUGUCGUUUGCCUUCUCUAAAGUAAUCUUUUGGCUAUGUAUUUUAUCAAAUAAAGAUGAUACCUGUAUGCAUC